Caenorhabditis elegans is the source of this 693-nucleotide messenger RNA. It is a transcript of the gene clec-94, whose product is annotated as C-type lectin domain-containing protein. The record is from RefSeq and is marked reviewed. Gene Ontology annotation, molecular function: carbohydrate binding. The transcript has 4 exons. Bases 16 to 657 code for a protein of 213 amino acids. NCBI's taxonomy places the organism in Eukaryota, Metazoa, Nematoda, Chromadorea, Rhabditida, Rhabditidae.
AUUGCAACUAGCAAAAUGGUCAAGCUCAUAUUGUUAACAGUACUUGUCAUUGGAGCAACCAAUGCAAUGUUCUUCAUUCCUUCGAAGGUAUCCUGUGACGAUAAGAACGGAGGAGGCGAAACAAAUGGUGGCUGUGGAGCUGGAUGGCGUCGUCUCAACCGCCCAUCUGGUGGUUGGUGUAUCCGAGUAUUCGAAGGAGUACUUACUCAAGCGGACGCCGAAGCUAAAUGCAAAUCCCGUGGUGCAACACUCUCCGGACUGAAAAAUGCGGAAGAAGCACGUAUUAUAGCUGACAUGGCUUUACCUGUGCUCAACCGAGAUAGCGGAUCUGUAUGGAUCGGAGCUAGGCGAACUGAUGCCUGUAUGACUAAGAGCAUAACAUCCGACUGCACGGCUACCAACUCCUUCACCUGGACUGAUGGUUCAACUUCUGGAACCGCUGGAUUCGUGUGGGACUCUAGACAACCAGACAAUGAUUAUAAGAAACAACCAUGUGUGAUCCUUCUCUCCUCUAAAACUCCUGAAACUCCGGUGUCAGUGAAGAAUCGUCCAUGGCUACCCAGAAUGAUUGAUGACGUUGCAUGUAGUCUUGACCCGGCAGAAGGCAGUGCAAGAAUUGUGGCUGGUUACGUGUGUGGAAAGAAAAGUUCGCAAUAAUUGGUUUUGUCAAUGAAUAAAUGUUUAUUUGAAGUA